UCAACAUCCAAUGCAUUCUGGGAUGUAGCAUGAAACACAAUGGCGGCGAAACUCAAUCAUUUGCAACUUUUUGUGGUUUAUUAUUCGCUCAUAGCAAUAUUGCUACAAAUUAGUGUAACGUGUGCUACAGAGUUAACGUGGGACGACAAUGGCUACAUUUUAUAUUGUCCUUGCAUGGGUCGAUUUGGAAACCAAGCCGACCACUUUCUGGGUUCUUUGGCAUUCGCAAAAAUCCUGAAUCGCACACUGGCAGUUCCCCCCUUCAUAGUGUACCGGCACCACGCGCCACCAUACUCAAAUGUACAUGUCCCCUACAGUGAGUUCUUCCAGCUGGAAGCCCUGACCCACUACCACCGUGUGGUAAGCCUGGAGGAUUUCAUGGAGCAGCUUGCCCCAACACACUGGCCUAAGGGACAGAGGGCAGCCUACUGCUUUGAGUCAGCUGCCCAGAGGAGCGUGGACAAGAAGUCCUGCCCCAUGAAGGACGGGAAUCCUUUUGGUCCAUUUUGGGACCACGUAGGAGUGGAGUUUGACAGGUCUGUCCUGUUUGACGGCCUGUCCUUCAGUUCCUACCACCAACCUCAUUGGCUCAACAAGUUCCCUCCGUCAGAGCACCCUGUCCUGGCCCUGCCUGGUGCCCCGGCCCAGUUCCCUGUCAUAGAGGAAUAUGUGGGUCUACAGCGGUAUGUCGUUUGGACGGAGAGGAUGGUGCAGGAGGGACAGGAACACAUUGCUGCUCUGCUGCCCAGGCCAUACGUGGCCAUACAUCUGAGGAUCGGCUCUGAUUGGGUUAAUGCCUGUAAGCUGCUCCAGAGUGGGGAUACUGGGCCUCACUUCAUGGCCUCUCCUCAGUGUGUGGGUUAUAACCGUCACACCGCUCUGCCCCUCACCAUGACCAUGUGCCUCCCUGACCUGGCUGAGAUCCGCCGGGCCCUUAAGCUCUGGGUCAAGAAAACCUCUGCCCGUUCUGUUUACAUCGCCACAGACUCAGAGUCCCACCUCGCUGAGAUCCAAAAACUCUUCAAGGAUAAGGUGAAGGUGGUGAGCCUCAAGCCGGACUCUGCCCAGUUGGACCUGUACAUCCUAAGCCAAGCUGACCACUUCGUUGGGAAUUGUGUGUCCUCGUUCUCUGCUUUUGUCAAACGAGACCGGGAUGUCCAUUCCCGUCCGUCGUCUUUCUUCGGAAUGGACCACGCUGGAAAAAUGUACAAGAAACAAGAGCUGUGAAGAUUUUCCGUUUCUGGGUAGUCCAUCCUGAAGAAAGAUGACAAAUGGCUUUUCAAUCUUGGGUGAGGACUUGGACAGUGCAUUGUGGGAAUGUGAUCUACUCCAUCCUCAUAUUACACAGCGGUGUAGUAAUAUUUUUUUCGUGGGGGGGGGGGCUCAGAUCGCCGUUCGCUGUGAAUAAAGUAACGCUUUCAAUGCAUGUUUCCUGCAAAAGGUAGGUAAAAAACUAAAAAUGUUGUGUAAACUGUGUUUACUUGGGUUUAGCCUCUCGUACACCACUGCUAUUAAACAAUCAGUUACACUAUUACAUAACUAUUACAUAACAAUUUCCACAAUACUUUCUAUAGCCACAGCUACGUGUCUCAAUUUCCACAAUACUUUCUAUAGCCACAGCUACAUAUGUCUCAAUUUCCACAAUACUUUCUAUAGCCACAGCUACAUAUGUCUCAAUUUCCACAAUACUUUCUAUAGCCACAGCUACAUAUGUCUCAAUUUCCACAAUACUUUCUAUAGCCACAGCUACAUAUGUCUCAAUUUCCACAAUACUUUCUAUAGCCACAGCUACAUAUGUCUCAAUUUCCACAAUACUUUCUAUAGCCACAGCUACAUAUGUCUCAAUUUCCACAAUACUUUCUAUAGCCACAGCUACAUAUGUCUCAAUUUCCACAAUACUUUCUAUAGCCACAGCUACAUAUGUCUCAAUUUCCACAAUACUUUCUAUAGCCACAGCUACAUAUGUCUCAAUUUCCAUAGCAGCCAAGUUAGCAGGAGCUCAGGUCACCCUGUUAGCGGGAGCUCAGGUCACCCUGUUAGCGGGAGCUCAGAUCACCCUGUUAGCAGGAGCUCAGAUCACCCUGUUGAACCUUGGGUGGGUAAGACUUCCAGUGUAAUGUCCCUGUCUGAUCAUGUGCUCCAGCUAUUACGUGUUGCUCUCCCUCCCUCCUAUCCUUCUUUAAUACGAUGUAAAGGCGACCUGGUGGAUGAGGGUGGGAAAUAACCCUCUCAGGAGUGCAGUAACUGAUACUGCAGAUACUAAUUAUAAAGGGGAGGUUGACAGUCUUCCUCCUACAUUUUCUAAUGUACGUAUGUAAAUGAUUACUGUAUCAGCUUUUGUAAUCGGUUUCUGAUAUUUUUGAAGAGUUGUACCUGCUAGCUAGUUGUAUUAUUGCUCUGUGAUGAAAAUGACUGGGAACAUGACAUUUAUGCAAAUAACCCUAAAAUGUGAUGACUGAGCUUCCUCGGUUAGAUAAAUGGAGAAGAUUCAGGCUUCACUGGUGAAUACAUGUCUGUAGCCUUGAAUGAAACGAGUUAAUGCAUAUUCUCGCUUUUGACAUGUUCAAUUUUUCAAUGCAUUUCUUUGAAUAACAUUUUCCAAAGUUAUAUUGACCCAAUUUUGUAAGAGACAUUUGCUCCCUAUUUAUUAUGAUUGAUCUUCAGCUGUUACCUAGGAACAUGUUGCUAGGCUACUCCAUAGAGUAGCAGGACAAAGACACUGAUUGACUGUGAUGUCAAUAUCUUAGGCUGAACAUUCCAGGAGUAUUUGCGUCAUACCCAAGAAGACUCGAGGCUGUAAUCACUGUCAAAGGUGCUUCAACAAAGUACUGAGUAAAGGGUUUGAAUACUUA
Oncorhynchus kisutch (coho salmon) is the source of this 2852-nucleotide messenger RNA. It is a transcript of the gene pofut1, whose product is annotated as protein O-fucosyltransferase 1. Gene Ontology annotation, cellular component: endoplasmic reticulum. Lineage: Eukaryota; Metazoa; Chordata; Actinopteri; Salmoniformes; Salmonidae. Gene Ontology annotation, molecular function: peptide-O-fucosyltransferase activity. Bases 40 to 1227 code for a protein of 395 amino acids. Gene Ontology annotation, biological process: Notch signaling pathway; regulation of Notch signaling pathway; protein O-linked glycosylation via fucose. The record is from RefSeq and is a predicted model, not a curated record. The transcript is spliced from 7 exons.